AGGCGGCGUCACUGUCUCCAAGGAGCGGUCUGGGGCACCGGUUUCAAAGUCGCAGGGCGGGCCGAGUGGACUUCCGCUGCUGGCCUCGGGCUUCCCGGCCGUCCUGAAGUCGCUCGUCGUUCUGCCAAGGACGCCGCCACCGGGCUGCCCGCCGGCUUCCUCGGCGCUCUCCUGAGUGGCUCGACACGACCCCGAGUGACCCGCGGGACGCAUAUAUCCACCCGCGUCCCUGGUCCCACCUGGCUGAGAUUCGAGUGAACGUGGAACAGAAUUCACGUGGCGGGUCCCCAGCAAACCAGAAAUUUGUAGUGUCUUUUGAGCGAGGGGUUCGGCUGGGACUCUGGGGAAGGAGACGCCGCGGGGCUAUUGACGCCGCGUGAGUAGGAUGCUAAUUACACUGCUCUAGUGCCAAACAACCUCCGAAGCGUUGCCUUACUUUUGUUUUCCCGCACAGCGAGGUUUGUGUCUUUUUGAGAAAAGGUGGUGAAUGCUCCAAACUAAAAUUGUAUCCAAAUAGACACAGAAAUCGACUUCCCGCGAGAACAAAAUCAAAGAUUAAAUGACAUUCUUAGGCGAUAUCAAAUGGAAAAUUUUUUCAAAUAUUCAUCAGUACAGAAAGCUGUCUUCAAAAGAGAUGGAGAUGACACAUUGGAAAACUCAGUCGUUGAUCAAAGCUUUUUAGCUCCUCUUAUUACUGAGUAUGAUAAGCGUCUGGAAGAGCUAAAUGGGCAGCUGAAAUAUUAUCAGAAACAGACAGGUGAAAUGAAACUACAGCUUGAAAAUGUCAUCAAGGAAAAUGAAAGGUUGCACAGUGAAUUAAAAGAUGCCGUUGAAAAGCAAGUGGAUGCCCUUCCCUUUGGCACAGAGAUGGGGAAUGAGAUAUAUACAGAUGAUGAAACAGUCAGGAAUCUUCAAGAACAACUGCAACUGGCCAAUCAAGAAAAAACUCAGGCUGUGGAACUCUGGCAGACUGUUUCUCAAGAGUUGAAUAGACUGCAGAAACUUUACCAGGAACAUAUGACUGAGGCCCAGAUUCAUAUAGUAGAAAGUCAAAAACAAAAGGAUCAGCUGACCAAUUUUCAACAACUAACCAAGCAACUUCAUGUUACUAAUGAGAACAUAGAAAUGACUAAUCAACACUUUCUGAAAACAGUAACUGAACAAAAUGUGGAAAUCGAGCAACUCCGAAAACAACUUAGGCAAGCCAAGUUAGAUCUGAGAGUUGCAGCUGCAAAAGUGGAAGAGUUAACUAAAGUGACUGAAGAUCUUCAAGGACAUGUGCAAAAGAAGGAGGAGGAUAUUGUGUCUGCCCAAGGAAGAGAGGAAGCAUCAGAUAGGCGCUUACAGCAGUUGCAAUCUAGUAUAAAACAAUUAGAAACAAGGUUAUGUGUGACAAUCCAAGAAGCUACCCAAUUAAGAGCAGAAAAAACACAUUUGGAAAAACAGACCACAGAGUUACAAGCAAAGUGCAAUGAAUUAGAAGAUGAGAAAUAUGAAGCUAUUGUGAGAGCCAGAAAUAGCAUGCAACUCUUAGAAGAAGUUAACCUUCAAAAAAAUCAGGCUCUGCUUGAGGAAAAGCAAAAAGAAGAAGAUAUAGAGAAAAUGAAAGAAACCAUUUCCCGGCUUCUGCAAGAUGCCUCCGUAAGAACCAGGAAGGAAGUUAUAAACGUAAGAAAACAAUAUUCUGUACAGAUUUCUCGACUAACAGAAGAACUUUCAGCCCGUCAAAUGGAGUGUGCUGAAAAACAAGACCAAAUUGAUCAAGCCAUUAGGGAGAAAAAAUCAGUGGAAGAAGAACUAGAAAAGAUUUACCAUGAAGGCAGAAUAAAUGAAAGUGAUUACAGAAAACUGGAAGAAAUGCACCAAAGAUGCCUGGUUGCAGAGUGUUCAAAAGAUGAUCUUCAGCUAAGACUUAAGACCGCAGAAAAUAAAAUCAAACAACUUGAAAUGAAUUCCUCAGAAGAGAUAUCACGUUGCCAAGAAAUGAUUCAGAAACUUCAAAAUGUACUGGAGUCUGAGAGAGAAAACUGUGGAUUUGUCAAUGAACAAAGGCUGAAACUUCAGCAAGAAAAUGAACAGUUACAGAAACAGACAGAGGAUUUAAGAAAGACUGCUCUCGAGGCUCAGAAAAAAGCCAAAUUAAAGAUCAGUACAAUGGAACAUGAAUUUUCAAUAAAGGAACAUGGGUUUGAAGUUCAACUGAGAGAGUUAGAAGAUAGUAAUCGAAAUUCCACUGUUGAACUGAGGCAUCUCUUAGUGACUCAACAGAAGGCAGCCAACAGGUGGAAAGAAGAAACGAAGAAACUCACUGAAAGUGCAGAAAUUAGGAUCAGCAAUCUAAAGAGUGAGCUGAGUCGACAGAAACUUCAUACCCAAGAGCUGCUUUCUCAGCUGGAAAUGGCAAAUGAAAAGGUAGUUGAGAAUGAAAAGUUAAUUCUAGAGCAUCAAGAAAAAUCCAACAGGCUUCAGAGGCGACUAAGUGAGGCGGAACAGAGAGCUGCUUCAGCCUCCCAGCAGCUCAGUGUGAUUACAGUGCAGAGAAGAAAAGCAGCCUCCAUGAUGAAUCUGGAAAAUGUUUAAAAGUAUACAUAGUUCACUCCCAGAACUUUAGAGUUGGGAAAGCUGUUGGACUAGAAGUGUAUUAAAAUGGUAAAACCUGCGUAGAAUGGUUAAGGCUUGUGUCAUUUUGCAUAAGCAUUUUCCAUUCUGUUUUGAGGGUUAUUGGAAAACAGAACAGUGACAGCUUCCUGUAAGUAAAGAAAAUAUAAUUCUAUAUUGAGCCUCAGUGGAGAAUAAAGCCAAUUGGGAAGAACUGAUUGCCUUCCUCGACAUGUCUAUUUUUUUUAAUUCCUCCUUUUUCCCUUGGAAGAGUGUAAUAAUUUUCAAACUGUUCUGAUCAUGAGUUUUAAGAAAAUGCUAGAAUUUCAAUAUUUCAGUUUCCAAGAUUUGAGAAUUUUGCAUCUAAUUGUUCCUCAUAGCUUAUUUUUAAAGUUCCCAAGUACCCAUAUUAUUAUGAACUCAUAUGUAAUAAAUUACACACUUUCUAAAAUGAUGCUGUCAUGUAUUUUAAUGUAUAAUUGUAGUGAUUCAUUUUUAACUUACACAAUUUCCAGUAUUUAUCAAAUAUUGAUAUUUAAGAAUUUGGGGAGGUUUUGGUCUGUUUGGGGUUUUGAGGGAGUUGGGUAGGGUUGUUUUGUUUUGUUUUUGCUGUUACUCAAAACAGUAUUAAUCAAAUGGAAUCUUAAGUUCUGAGACUGCAUGGGCAUUAAACUAUUGUGGUCCUAUUGAUUUCCAUAGAUCCAUGUGCUCAAUUAUUCUCUGCUCCUAGUUUGAACAUAGUGCACCCUGCUUUCUGUGAUUAGAGUAGAUGGGUUUGCAUCUGGACAAGUUAGGAGACCAUUGUAGUAGUCCAGAGAAAAUACAAUGAGUUAAUGAGUUAGAGGUGAUGUAGCAGCAUGCAUGUGUAAAUAUUCAACCAGCACAGAGGUUUAGGACUGAUACCAACAAAUUGAGAUAGUCAUGGGUCUUUGGCAUGGAGCUGAGAAUUGAAGCCAUGGAGUGUAGUGGCUUGCUGAGGGGCCUUAUGUGAUGUGCUAGCUACCUCUUCCCCUCCAUUUCUGCUCUAUCCCUGAUGAAGGCCUUCUUCAUCUUCCAUCAUGACGUCAUCCUCCCUCCCCACACAGGGUCUCUGCACAUACUUGGCCAUUUGCAUAUUCUUCAGAUUACUACUUAGACACCACUGUGUCAGAGAGCCUUACCUAGCCACCAGACUAGGUUAGGUCCCCUUGUUGUAUUGCUGUUAAUGUAUGCUAUAUGUUUUCCUUUAUAGUCCUUACUAAAAUCUGUAAUUAACUCUUUUUGAAAUUUUUUUCUUUAAUGUCAUCUCCUCCCCAAUGGACUGCAGGAUCCUUGAGGGCAGGACUCAUGUCUGCUGUCAUUCAUCGUUGUACUCUUAGCAGUCAGCGCUGUUCCUGCCACAUGGAAGUCAAAGCUCUGUUCUGCCCCAGACUGGAACACAUCAUCCAAUGCAGUUCUGAGCAUUAAAGGGAAAUCAUAUUGAAGAUUUCAGCCUUGAAGUUAACUGUGAAGCUUGCUGCAGAUGGCUAAUGUUUCAAAGGGUCUCACCAUCAGAGUUGAGCUGGAAAGCAGUCCAGAGGACGUGUGCUCUUCCUCGGUCUUAUGUUCUCAUUCAGCUGAGACAGUCGGCAGAAGCUGCCGUCGUGUAAGCAUAUACGUGUACAGCUAAGUCAUAUACAUCUAAAUAGUCAGCAAAAGCAGAUUUCAAGACACUUUAAAAUGUACUGCAAAAUGUACAGCAUUUAUUCACAUACAGACAAAAAGGCACAAAUUCUACUAAAUAGUUCAACAAAAAAUACAGCUGUCCUCAACUAGUUUUAUAAAUACUUUCAAAAAGGGGGUAGAAAUAAAUACAGGAUUGGGCCAUGUAAUAUAAAAUAGUCAUCUCUACAUAUACUUUGUUUAAUUCUGAUUUUUAACUCUUCAUGCACCUUUUUUUUCAAUUUUAGCUGAAUGGACACCAAGCUAGGCACAUAGUGAAAAAUCCUCUGUACAAGGUUACAAAUGUAAUGACAAAUUUGUCCAUUUCAAAAUAAUUAAGAUUUGUACACAACACAUAAAACCCUUCAUUUAGAUUUUGUGUUUAUAACCUAACAAAUGACAUUCCAGGCAACUUUACAAAAGUUUAACUAGCCUACAUUUUGACAUAAUACACUGAUCAUAAUCAAAGAUAUUUCUUGGUCAGGAUGCACAAGGAAAGAUAAAGCUUUGGAAAAAAAAGAAAAGAAAAAGAAGAAAAGAGCAAAUGGUUCCAUACUCAGAGUGCAGGUGGGCAGGUUGGGCUGGUUGCGCUCAUGGCCACCUCAUACAGAGUUCCCAGCAGGACAUGAAACUAACUUAACUUACAAAGCUAUCAUUACACUGUCAGAGAAACCGUGCUCUGUACCAUUUGCAUUUCAAAGCAGGAAUAGAAAGUGUGGGCUUUUUAUUUUUGUGUGUUUUGUUUUUGUGUGGGUUUUUUUUAUUUUUUUGUUUUGUUUUGUUUUGUUUUUUGGUUCAGCAUAACUUGGAACGUUUGAAAGCUUUUCAACCUAAAUGUGGGGAAAAAACAGGUAAGGCAUUAUUUUUGCACACAACUAGCAUUCCUAAUAGUGCAAAUGAAUCUGGUACCUCUUAUAAUGGUGAGAGGUCAUAUACUUACUAGAAUUAAUUUAGAUUUUCUUUCUAUGGCUUGACAAAUUAUCCCUCUAUAUAUUCUGCUGUCAUCCAGGGCUGUUGCUGUAGUCAAAAGAUAACUGUAGAUAGAGUCCACCUUCUGUAUUCAGCAAAAGGUUUUUGCUCAUAUGCAAAAAAUUUGAUUUUCCAAUUCUGCUGUGAGUGAAUGUACAACUUGGAUUCAUAAGAAACUUCUAGUAUCUACAGCGACAGUUUAUCUAGACAACAAUCUUUCAAAAUGAGCCCCAUAGCUCAAAAAUAGUCAAUCUAAAAACCUGGGUCAUUCUUUCCCCUCCCCUGAAUUAGCUUAAAAUGUAUUCGAAAAGUUAAGACUUGGUUUGAACAUGUCAUACAUACAAUGGGGAUGUAUCAGAUCUACUAUUUGAUCAUCUGAUAAAACUUGCAUAGCAAGAUGGAAUUCAGUAAGCCAUUUUCAUUGUUGACAAUCAUCUGGAAGACUUGGAAGUUAACUACAGAACUCAAGCACUAUUUAUUAAGUAUCAGAAUGUCCCUGCCACAUGGAAACAGAUGUGUAAAUGAAUCAGGAAUCUGAAUACUGAUACUAACAAACUAAGGGCUAAUUUAGGGAAAGUUGGGCUUGUUCCAAGUGCCCAUACGUCUAAAUCUCAUUGCUACUUAAACUUUCCUUCUCUUAAGUUUGAGUCACAACUACAUAGAAUUCCAAAGAAAAUUAAACAGGACCUUAACACUAUCCACUGUCUUAAUACAUAAUGCACUGCAGUGAGUGCAGAAACAGAACAUUGUACUCAAAUUUAAUGCUAACUUUAUUAUUGCUGAUAACUUACUAGUUAUUGCCAUUUGCAAUCAGAAAGUCCAAGUUACGAAUUAGAGCUUAGAACUCUGACUCCAGGAAACCUAUUACACUUCAGUCUCUUUCCUGUGUAACCUUGGUCAAUGGUAAGAGGUUAUCGCAACUUAUUGCCUUUCUAUUGUUUUUAAAAUAUAACCUAUUUUGCUUUUUAUCCCUUUUUUGUUUUUCAUUUUUUUCCUUUUUCUUAAGGAAUCCAUCCAUGUUGGAAGGCCGGAUUCCCCGACAUAUGCACUAGUGGUUGGCUCUGGGAAGUAUGAGUCACCAGAGUCUGGAAGUUCAUGGCUUGAACUUGAAUAGCCAUUGUGUUGUUGGAAGCUGGAUGGCCAGGGAAAUCCCAAGCUGGCCCGAAGGCAGUGGUUAGGGAGGAGGAAGGCCUUGAGAGGACUGGUGACCACGAGGCCUCAGUGGCCCUUUCUCACGGCCUCACUCUCCACCAGCCCCACGUGCACGACACGUUCAAGGGCUUCCGGCAGCAGGACCUUGCUUACAUUUGCCCUAAACCUCCGAGCCCCAGCAGCUCUACCCUGUCCCUUCAGAUCUUCCAGUAAUGACCUUUCUUAAAAUGUUCUCUUCCCCGUCUCUAUUUACACAUGAAUUCCCUAGAGUUCCUGAAGCUUCCGAGCUACUGCCUGUAUACUAUGACGCAACAAAAACAGCCUUGUGGGCCAAAGUAUAAAUGUGAUUUCGAGAUCCAACACAGUCCUAGAAAAUAAGUUUUAUGGGCUAUUAAAUGGUACGUGAGGGUUUCUCAAGAAUCAUAUCUGAUUCCAUAUAUUCAGGUCACCAAGUUUGUGCUUUGGGAAGAAUACAGAGGGCAGUAAAAGCUCAUGAGGCUUAUUUAAGCCUUGCCCUCUAUAGAAACUUAUUUCAAUUAAUUCUCAUUUUAGUGUUUAAUUCAGCCUCUAGUUUUAGCAGUGUCUUAUGGUUACAAUCUACUCUUGUGUUUCCUCAACAAGUUGCAGAUAACACACACUUCUCACAAUGAUUUAUAAAUGACUCUGAAAAAAAAUUCAAUCUGAAUUGCAAGUAAAUGUGUUUGUGUAGCUCAGGAGAGAGAGGUCUCUGCUCGUGCCCCGUGUCAGAGCUCUCGUCUACUUGGUGACAAGCCGGCGGUGCUCCCACAACAGCUCUGCUUCAUUAAGAGGCCAAAAUGCUUCUCCUGAUAAUGUCUGUCCUCCUGCUGAUAGUGCUGCUGGCAUGUAUGCAUUUCUUUUCUGAUGCCUCACUCUCUGAGUCACUCAUUUCUACGUCAGGGACAUACCCGUCAUUCUCACUGUCAGAUUUCAAUUUGCUUUUCGCCCUUUCCUUGGCUGGAACUCGGCCUAAGCCCAAAUAGGGGUAGUCUGAGUGCUGGUGGCAGGCCCCCUCCUGGGCCUCUCCCUGCUGCUGCCGUUCCCCCUUCUUUGGAAUCCGGAAUCCUCCCCAGUUUUUCACUGGGCUGGCAGGUGUUGUAGGCACUUUGACUGCAGUCUGGUUAUAGUUUACUUUGAUUAGGGAGCCGUUACACUUGGGCACCAUCUCCUUCCUUGUGCCGGGUGCUGACGGCCCCCCUCCAGGGGAGGUGGCAGCUCUUGUGCUGUCCAGAUGCCUCUGGGACACGUCUGUGGACCUGAGAGGCUUGUGACUCUGUUUAAAAGGUCUGUCCUUUAAGUCUCCCUUACUAGGAUCACAAUGAAAACGGUGGUCUCUUCUGUUCCCGUGGUCUGGCAUCACCACACCGUUUUUCUGUUGUGCUGACAUGAGACGUGCUUCUGCAAAGGUCUUUUCAAAACUCAGAAAGCUCUCUGUGCCCGCCGUCCCCUCCCUUCUACCACACAGGUCUGGCUGCUUGAGCAGGCUUUUGCCUUCACUCGCGGUGCUGUUCUGCAGUGGGUCUCGCUUAUGGGGCUUUUUCAGCGAGUGAACCAAGGAGGUACCCAUCUGCUUCCUGAAGAAUGCAGAAUGCCACUUCAAGUCCUCUAUCUUGGGAGCAUCAGGGCCCACAGAAGGACUGUUAAACAAAAGCAUGUUUUCCAGUGAGGAGGAGGAGCAGGAAGAAGGCACACCUAUGAACAUAUAAACCACAAAUAAAGAAAAAUUACAGCAGCAGCAGAGCCAGAGGAAUGAAAUUCUAGGUCUUCAGCAUGGCCCCACUAUUGCAAACUUCCCACCCAACAGUACAGCAUACAACCACCAGUUUAAAAAAUUUGGUUUUUAUAAUAAAGAUAUUACCUGCCUUGAGAAUCUGCAUUCAGUCUACAUACUUAACAGCUGAAGUUCAUGUAAUUUUUUACAAAACACCACCUUUUCAAGGAAUACAUUUCCUGGUCAAGCAGAAUAAGUGAUCUGAUUUUCAGCUGGGAUUCACUGCAGAAUCCAUCCAUGGUCAAGAAGCUGCCUCCACCCUCCCCCCAGUCACAGGACAGCACCUGCCGUGCGCUACGGUCUCCUGCCUCACCUACAUGCUAGGAGCGCCACAACCACGAGGGCGGGGACUGGGGCUUCUAAGUUUCCUUUUCCAAAGUAUCUACACCCUCACAGGGCUGUGAGGAUAAACACAUGUAAAUUGUGAAAUGAAUAAAGGAAGGGUGUUUAAAAUCA
Molecule: messenger RNA, 8644 nt
Organism: Camelus dromedarius (Arabian camel)
Lineage: Eukaryota; Metazoa; Chordata; Mammalia; Artiodactyla; Camelidae
Gene: SCLT1
Product: sodium channel and clathrin linker 1
Exons: 23
Coding region: 583-2580 (665 amino acids)
Biological process (GO): clustering of voltage-gated sodium channels; cilium assembly
Cellular component (GO): centriole
Source: RefSeq, a predicted model, not a curated record